Messenger RNA from Fundulus heteroclitus (mummichog), 1426 nucleotides. RefSeq names its product transmembrane 4 L6 family member 4. Gene Ontology annotation, cellular component: membrane. The coding region runs from base 267 to 845 and encodes 192 amino acids. NCBI's taxonomy places the organism in Eukaryota, Metazoa, Chordata, Actinopteri, Cyprinodontiformes, Fundulidae. The record is from RefSeq and is a predicted model, not a curated record. The transcript has 5 exons.
CCCCCGAAAGGCUCGUCUACAAAAUGUCUCAUAAAACUUUAGAUUAGGUGAAAAGUUUAGUAAAUCGAAGCAACUGCGUACGAGCCUCAUUAAUUAGUAAAUUAUUCCCCGCCUUCAUCGCGAUCAUACGGCCACACGGAUGAGCACAUUUCACAUUUUUGGUCAUGUUCAGAGGGAGACUGCUCUGAAAACAGGAACUCUGUGGGCAAAAAAAUUCACAAGACUGGAGGUUUUUGCUCCAGUCGGUGAGUUUUCACACAGCCAACAUGUGCACCGGGAAAUGCUCCCUCUUCAUCGCGAUUACACUGUACCCGCUGGUGCUUUUGUCCAUCAUCUGCAACAUUUUGCUGUUCUUCCCCGGCUGGAGCACCAAGUAUGUCAAAGAGGGACACAUCACAGACGAGGUCAAGUAUAUGGGGGGAUUCGUCGGAGGGGGGGUCCUGGUGCUGAUCCCGGCACUGUACAUUCACUUGACUGGAGAGCAAGGCUGCUGUGCAAAUCGCUUUGGGAUGUUCUUUUCCAUCGUAUUUGCCGCCGUGGGUGCGGCAGGUGCCGUGUACAGCUUCGUCGUGGCGCUGAUCGGCUUCUCCAAUGGGCCUCUCUGCAAAACCCAAUCAGGGAGCUGGGACACCCCUUUUAAAGAAACGAACAUGGCCUUUGUGAAAAAGCCUGAAAGCUGGUCCACCACCUGCAUCGAGCCAACAGACGUGGUCAAGUUCAACCUGGGUCUGUUCGUCACCCUGAUGGUGGCCAGCGUGCUGCAGGCGCUGCUCUGUGCCAGCCAGAUCAUCAACGGCCUCGUUGGAUGCAUCUGUGGAACCUGCGACAACAAAGAGGAAAACUGAGCUUGUGGGCAGGAGGUGUUCAAGAAGCUGUAGUCAUGCAACAUCUGUCCGAUGGCCGUCUGGAAAAACAAGCAAUCCUGGUUAGCUCUGGUUAGCUUUCCCUAAAAAUGUUUGAGCCUUUUUUCCCCCCCACAUUCUGUUCAAAAAGCUUUAUGCCGCUGCAGCGUAUUAAUGUGAAAGGAUAAGUUUUGCAAAUACCCAUCAUCAUUAAAAUUGAUAAUGAGUUGACUUUUUUUUUUAAAGAUGACCCAGUAUUGUUCCUAAACAGUAUUUGGUUUCAAUAAUCUCUGAUCUGUGAUCCUCAUGCUAAUAUAUUUUGGAGGUAUAUGUUACUGAAGUUGCCUUUUCUUUUCUUUUGAAUCUAUGUCUGUAAAGUUUCAGAGGAAUUCUUGUGACAAAUGCCUGCUAAUUGCUAAAGCCUGUGCCAUGAGGCCUUUUCCCCCCCAGAGAUAACAAAUAAAAGUUAAAAAGAAAAGGAGUCUUUGGACGGAGCGUGUCUUAAGAAUGAAUAAAAGUAAAAACAUGCAUUAACAACAGCUUGUGUAACACAUGUCAUACUUUCCUGAUUUAAAAAAAAUGCA